AGCUUCUUGUGAUCCUAGAAGGCAGUGGGCCGGCUGUCAGCCAGUCUCAGGUGGAGCUGCUGCUCAGACUUUCCAACAUUCACAGUGGGACUGACACAGGGCGGUCAUGAAGAUAACCUGACGUCUAUUUGGUGCCAAAGCCUGUUCUUGUGGGGAGGAUUUUGCCUGGAGGUCUCUUUGUGAAGCACUGGGAGUCAUGACAGACCUAUGGUUGAUUUCUGUCCCUCUGGACAAGACCACUUUGACCAGUGUAGAGAAACUCAAGCGCACCAUUGCCAAAACCAACCUGGCCUCCUGCUGCAAGUUCUCCAUUCCAGAUCUCAAGGUGGGAAUACUGGACAGUCUGCUCAGCAUGGCGGAUGAUCUCUCCAGGCUCGACACACUGACCGAAAGUGUGAUUAAAAAAACACAUCAGUGUAUGAGGGAGGUGAUGGAGCAGUCCGGUGACAAAGUGCUGGAAAACGCCUUAGCCAAUGGAGUGGACCUGAUGAGCUACACCACUAAGUUUCAGUGGGACAAAGCCAAGUAUCCCACAGCUCUGCCUCUCUCCAGCCUGGCAGACAUCAUCGGCAAGGAAGUUUCCCAGAUGGAGACGGAAUUAAAAUCUCGAGCUGCAGCGUACAACAGUGUGAAAACGAGCUUGCAAAGCCUCGAGAAAAUACUAGCCGGGACUUUGCAAACUCGCAGUCUGAAUGACAUAGUGAAGAAGGAAGACCUGGUGGUCUCAGAGUACCUCACCACUCUACUGGUAGUGGUGACCAGAGGGAGCUACCGGCAGUGGGAGGAGACCUAUGAAUCUCUGUCAAAGUUUGUGGUUCCGCGGUCCAGCAGGAAGCUGUACGAGGAUGGAGAGGGAGCCAUUUUCUCAGUUACACUUUUCAAAAGAGCUGUGUGUGAAUUCAAAGCCAUAGCCCAGGAGAGCAAGUUCAUCGUGCGUGAGUAUACCUUUGAUCUGGAGGCGAAGCAGCAGCAGGAGAUGAGGCAGCAAAGUUUUCACAAGAAAGAACAAUACGGAGUCUUUGUGCGUUGGCUGAAGGUGAAUUUCAGCUCGGUGUUUGUUGCCUGGAUUCACUUGAAGGCAUUGAGGGUGUUUGUUGAAUCAGUUCUCAGGUAUGGACUACCGGUGAACUAUCAGGCUCUUGUGCUGCACACAGACAGUAAGCGUUCAAAGAAACUGAGGGAAGAACUCGCCGACCUGUUCAAACAUCUGGACCCCACCACCUCCGGCAGCAAGACAGAUGUGAACUGUGACAUCCCAGGAAUCUGUCAGCAUGAGUACCUCUCCUAUAUCUGCUACCACGUCAACACAAAUCUGCUGGAGAUCAGCUAGCAGUCAACGAAGAGCGGACCAGCACAAUGACCAAGCAAUGAGGGCCCUGCCGCUCACCUGGUGGAAUGGACCAGUGAGAGCCAGGAGCCUUAAGACCCUCAACUCUGAAAUAAAACACGUCUAGUGAUCCUAA
Molecule: messenger RNA, 1463 nt
Organism: Sebastes umbrosus (honeycomb rockfish)
Lineage: Eukaryota; Metazoa; Chordata; Actinopteri; Perciformes; Sebastidae
Product: V-type proton ATPase subunit C 1-B-like
Exons: 13
Coding region: 197-1330 (377 amino acids)
Biological process (GO): proton transmembrane transport
Cellular component (GO): vacuolar proton-transporting V-type ATPase, V1 domain; lysosomal membrane
Molecular function (GO): proton-transporting ATPase activity, rotational mechanism
Source: RefSeq, a predicted model, not a curated record